CUGAUACUAAAUACAUCGUCGAAAAAUCGACCUCCGAGAUCAAUGACGAAAAUUUGGUCAAAACACUUAAAAGUUUCAAUAUCCAAGAGUUCGGUCCUGUGAAAAAAUACAUUCCAAACGCGAAAGCACCAAUUCAAACAAACGAGGAUGUCAGAAAAAGAUGGACAAAACAGGAAGAAGAAAUUUUAAUGAAAGCCUUAAAUGAACACGGUAGAAAUUGUAGAUUGAUUUACGAUUUAUAUUUUAAAGAUGAAUCAGUGACUUACGAGAAGAUAAAAACAAAAAUAAGAAGCUUAGAAAGUGAAAAGGCAAAACCUGAUAAUAAAUAUAAUGCUUGGACUCCUGAAGAAGAUGAAACUUUGAAGAAGGCAGUUGAAAAAUAUGGUAUCGGAAAUUGGCGACAAAUGGCAGACAUGUUACCCGGAAAGGAUUUCGUGCAAUUUCCCGUAAGGUGGGAUUUUUUGACAAAAAAUAGAAAUAAUAUAAAGUGGACUCCUGAAGAGGACAAAUUACUAUUCGAAUAUGUCGAAAAAUGGGGGACGGACUUUAGAUUAAUUGCAGAAGUGUUAAAAAGGUCUCAAAAAUAUGUUGCUAAACGUUACAGAAUAAAAAAGAGCAGAAAAUGGACUAUAGAUGAGUUAGACAAAUUAAGAGAAAUACUUAACAAGCUUGGAAAAGACUGGGAGAAAAUAGCCGAAUAUUUUCCUGAUAGGAACAUUGUUGAAAUCAAAAAAUGCGUUUUCGAUAAUGUUGCCGUAGAUCCUUUUGUCAGAAAAAAAUCGUGGAGUAAAAAAGAAGUAUCAUUACUGAAGGAGGGUAUUGAAAAAUUUGGAACUGGAAAUUGGGUUGAUAUAAGUAAAUAUGUCGGUACUAGAACACGUUGUCAGU
Acaulospora morrowiae is the source of this 888-nucleotide messenger RNA. The record is from the annotation of a GenBank genome assembly. NCBI's taxonomy places the organism in Eukaryota, Fungi, Glomeromycota, Glomeromycetes, Diversisporales, Acaulosporaceae.